This is a messenger RNA of Penicillium macrosclerotiorum, 1440 nucleotides long. Its product is annotated as HesA/MoeB/ThiF family protein. Gene Ontology annotation, biological process: tRNA wobble position uridine thiolation; protein urmylation. Gene Ontology annotation, cellular component: cytoplasm; cytosol. The record is from RefSeq and is a predicted model, not a curated record. NCBI's taxonomy places the organism in Eukaryota, Fungi, Ascomycota, Eurotiomycetes, Eurotiales, Aspergillaceae. Gene Ontology annotation, molecular function: adenylyltransferase activity; URM1 activating enzyme activity; thiosulfate-cyanide sulfurtransferase activity. Bases 1 to 1440 code for a protein of 479 amino acids. The transcript is spliced from 3 exons.
AUGGGGAGCCUUGAAGAUACAUGCGCCUCACUGCGAGCACAAAUCGCCGCCACUGAAGCACAGCUUGCGGGGUUGAAACGCGAUCUCGCAAUCGCCGAGGAAACCGCGGCCAACUCGGAGAGUCCCGAGCCCUGCCCAAAUGGCAGCAGUACGAGAUGGCCGUUGCAUCCGGAGGAGUAUAAACGGUACGGUCGUCAGAUGAUAGUCUCGCAGAUGGGCUUGGAAGGCCAACUGAAACUACGCGCCGCACGAGUUCUACUGGUCGGAGCCGGCGGUCUUGGAUGUCCUGCAGCCCAAUAUCUCGCCGGCGCAGGCGUGGGUACGUUGGGACUUAUUGAUGGAGAUACUGUCGAGGUGUCAAACCUGCAUCGCCAGGUACUGCACCGCAGCCGGAAUGUGGGAAAAUAUAAAGUGGACAGUGCGAUUGAGUCUCUACGCGAAUUGAAUCCCCAUCCCACGUACAUCGCGCACCGCGCACAUCUCACCCCCAGCGAAGCGCCGGCCAUUUUCGACCAGUACGAUCUCAUCCUUGACUGUACAGAUAAUCCUGCUACCCGCUAUCUCAUCUCGGAUACUGCCGUGCUCUUGGGUAAACCACUGGUCUCGGCCUCUGCGUUGCGCACGGAGGGCCAGCUGAUGGUCUUGAACAACCCCCCGCGGCGCCCAGGCAACAAGGAAGGCGGACCAUGCUAUCGCUGUGUCUUUCCAAAGCCUCCGCCCGCAGACAGCGUGGUCAGCUGUGCGGAUGGAGGCAUUCUAGGUCCGGUGGUGGGGACAAUGGGUGUCCUGCAGGCCUUGGAGGCUAUCAAGGUGAUCACGGCGACGAGCGUGUCAGAGUCGCCCUCUCUGCACAUAUUCUCGGCAUUUUCGAGUCCCCUCUUUCGUACCAUUCGACUUCGGCCUCGUCGUCCCAACUGUGCAGUGUGCUCCAAUGAAGCCGCGGUGACUCGGGACACGAUCACCUCGGGAUCCACAGACUAUGUAUUCUUCUGCGGGUCUGCAAAUCUCCCGGCGCUGCUGGACCCCGAGGAACGGAUUUCAGCACUAGAGUACAGCAAAAAAUACACGCAGCACCUGUCUCAGGACGUUCAAUCAUCUGGCCACGCGAUGGACUCCGCUCGGCACACAGUGAUCGACGUACGGGACAAGGCGCAGUUUGGCAUUUGUAAUCUCGAACACAGCAUCAACAUUCCCAUAUCCCGCAUUCUGGCGACCAGAACCACUGACGAAACGCCGUCGUGGCUUCCUCCAGACCUCAUCACAUCGGACUCCAAUGAUCCGAUCUAUGUGGUGUGCCGCUUGGGGAAUGAUUCACAGAUAGCCGUCAAGAAGAUGAAGGAACUGGGCUUGGAUCGGAACGGGCAGCGCUUUAUCGGGGAUAUCCGUGGAGGAUUCCGCUCAUGGCGGGAGCAAGUUGACCCUGAAUGGCCGGAAUAUUAA